Molecule: messenger RNA, 1662 nt
Organism: Pseudonaja textilis
Lineage: Eukaryota; Metazoa; Chordata; Lepidosauria; Squamata; Elapidae
Source: RefSeq, a predicted model, not a curated record
UCAUGGUGACUACCUGGAAAAGUCUCUGCAAAUGCCUUGCUAGCAUUUUCAGACGUGACUUGCCAUUUCCUCCUUCCUAGGGUUGAGAGAGACCCAAGGUUACUGAGCUGAUUUUAUGCCUAAAGAACUUCCACAUUUCUGGAAAUUGCCUUUCCAAGAUUACGUUCUGACAAGCCUCUCAGACUGGAAAGACCAUCUUAAAAAGGGCAUAAUUGCUAACAGAGAUGAAUUUGUCCAACCAUCCCAACAUGUUAGACUCUAACUUCACAGCCCUUGGGAGCAACUUCGCCACUCCCACCACCGGAACCAAUCCAUCAACAUGUGACCAAGUGGUUAUAGCAGCUGAAGUGUUUCUCAUGCUUGGCAUUGUUAGCCUUCUUGAAAACAUUCUUGUCAUCUGUGCUAUAUUUAAGAACAAGAACCUGCACUCUCCUAUGUAUUUCUUUGUAUGUAGCUUAGCGGUUGCUGACAUGUUGGUCAGUGUGUCAAAUGCCUGGGAGACGAUAACUAUAUAUUUGCUAAACAAUAGGCAUCUUAUUAUUGAAGAUGUUUUUGUACGUCACAUAGAUAAUGUUUUUGAUUCAAUGAUCUGCAUAUCUGUGGUGGCUUCCAUGUGCAGUUUGCUAGCUAUCGCCGUUGACAGGUACAUCACCAUCUUUUAUGCCCUCCGUUAUCAUAAUAUCAUGACUGUGAGAAGAUCGGGACUCAUCAUUGCAUGCAUAUGGAUUUUCUGCACUGGCUGUGGAAUCAUCUUCAUCCUUUAUUAUGAAUCAAAGUACGUAAUUAUAUGUCUCAUCACCAUGUUUUUCAUCAUGUUGUUCCUCAUGGUUUCUCUCUACAUACACAUGUUUCUUUUGGCUCGUACUCAUGUUAAGAGGAUAGCAGCUUUGCCAGGAUAUAAUUCUGUCCAUCAAAGGACUAGCAUGAAAGGAGCUAUCACUUUGACAAUACUACUGGGCAUCUUCAUUGUAUGCUGGGCUCCCUUUUUCCUCCACCUCAUUCUGAUGAUCUCCUGCCCUCAGAACCUCUACUGUGUUUGCUUCAUGUCUCACUUCAAUAUGUACCUCAUUCUCAUAAUGUGCAAUUCAGUGAUUGAUCCCUUGAUCUAUGCUUUUCGGAGCCAGGAAAUGUGGAAGACUUUUAAGGAGAUCAUAUGCUGCUAUAGCAUGAACUGCGGAUUGCCCAGCAAGUAUUAGAAAACAGAUACAGAUCACUGUAAGAACUUUUAAGAAAUAACACUUAGCCUAAAUGCAGUUACCGCAAAAGCUCAUUCGGUGGUGCUUAUUUGUGAGUAAACAUGCAUAGGAUUGUCUGUUAGUUUACAAAUUAAAUUAUUGAUUUCAUAUUGUUCCUUAUGAACUGCUGCACUUCUAACUUGUGAUCCUUGUUGACAGCCUGUGUGGGAAAUGAGCAUUUUUUUUCUAUUUGUAUUGCCAUUUUUGGAUGACUUUAUCUUCCUUCAGCAAACAUGAAUAUAUGUGUUAAUUAUUUAUAGAGAUACAAACAGUUGUUUGGUUUGGUGGGCAUAUAUAGUAAAUUGUCUUCGUAUCUCUAGCAAUCCAGAUAAGUCUUUUAAACAACCAACACUUAAGAAUCACAAAAUGUCUUUGCUGAACUCUAUGUACAAAUGCAAUUUGCAUAUAAUUUAUAAAGAACUUAGUU